Molecule: messenger RNA, 1764 nt
Organism: Rotaria sp. Silwood1
Lineage: Eukaryota; Metazoa; Rotifera; Eurotatoria; Philodinida; Philodinidae
Source: the annotation of a GenBank genome assembly
AUGCCAGGAAAUUUUAUUAAUGAAGUUAAUUCAUGCGUAGAAGAUUCACUUAUUGGUUAUGUUCGUACGCAUGAUAAUUUAGAAUUAGCUGGACGAGCAGUUAUUUCACGAUCACCAAUACGAUCCGUAGCUGUUAUUAGUGGAAAUGGAGCUGGUCAUGAACCAGCAAUGAUUGGAUUUGUCGGUCGUGGAUUAUUAAAUGCUUGUAUAUCAGGUCCAAUAUUUGCAUCACCACCAUCAGCAGAUAUAUUUCGUCUCAUUGUGGAAAUGAAACGUCGUGGUGCUAAACAAAUACUUAUAAUUAUUCUUAACUACACGGGAGAUCGUCUUAAUUUUGGUUUAGCUAUGGAACGUGCUAGAGAACUAGCUAUUGAUAUUGAUAUGUUAGUUAUUGCUGAUGAUAUUGCACUUAAUAAUCCUAUUGGGCCUCGAGGUUUAGCUGGAGCUUUAUUAAUAAUUAAAAUUGCUGGUGAACUAGCUGAACAAGGUAAAAAUAUGACUCAAAUUGUUGAUAUUUGUCAAAAAGUACGUGCUCAUUUACGUACAAUUGGUUUAUCUGCUUCGGGUAUUCGAGCACCGGGUCAACAACAAUCAUUUGAUUUAAUGGACGAUGAAAUGGAACUUGGCAUGGGUAUACAUGGUGAAACUGGUGUACAAAAAUUAAAAUUAUUACCAGUACGACAAACAAUUGAUUUAGCAUUCGAUCAAUUAUUUGUUGGUCCACGUACACUUGAUCUUUCACCUGAUACUAGUGUAUUACUUUUUGUCAAUAAUCUAGGUGGUUGUUCAAAUCUUGAAUUAGGUGUUAUUGUUAAAGAUGCUAUUGAAAAUUUAGAACAACGAAAAUUACAUGUUAAACGUGUCAUUUGUGGAGAAAUGAUGACAUCAUUUAAUAUGAAAGGUUUUUCAUUAAGUGUACUUAAAUUGGCAACAGAUAUGAGUUCAACUAUUUUAAAUUUACUUGAUGCACCAACUGAUGCUUUUGCUUGGCCUAAAAUGAUCAGUCCAGUACAAUCAUCAAAUAGUAUUCAAGCAGUAUCAGAUUCAUUAGAAUUUAGUGAACAAUUUACUUCACAAAUUGUAAUAAGUGAAUCUCCUUUAUCAUUGGAUUCAUCUCAUAGUGAAUUAGUUAAUCAAGCUCUUCAAGCUAUUGUUAAACGACUUCAUAGUGAAACAGAUGAAUUAAAUCGAUUAGAUGCUGUUUCAGGUGAUGGUGAUACGGGUACGGCAUUUCUACGAGCAGCUGAAGCCAUAGCACGUGAUCUAGCUAAUAAAAAAUUAGUACUUUAUCGACCAUCAUCACUUUUUCGUCGUCUUGGUCUUAUUGCAGAAAGUCGAAUGGGUGGAACAUCUGGAGCAAUUUGUGGAUUAUUUUUUGCAGCGACAGCUAAACAAUUAUCAUUAUCAAAGUACUCAGGAAAAGUAAUUGAUAGUCUUUGUGAUGCAUUUGAAGCAGGAAUACAAUCCGUUGAAUCCUAUGCACGUGUGCAACCAGGUGAUAAAAGUUUAUUAGAUGCACUUAUUCCAGCUAUUGAUUUUGUUAAAUCAAAACGUACACAACAAAAUUUUAGAGCACAUGAUUGGAAAGACUUAGCAAUUGUUACUCAACAAGCUGCUCAAGAAACUAGAAAUUUUGUAGCUAAAGUUGGCCGAGCUGCAUUUGCAAAACGCGUAGAAAAUAUGGUACCUGAUCCUGGUGCUAUAGCUGUUUCUAUUAUAAUUCAAGCGAUCUGUGAUACCUUUGCUAAAGCAGCUAGUAAAUAA